GGGGAAAAUGGGCUUUACUCGGCUGUCGUGCUAGGACAUAACGCCUACUUCGGGACUAUAACUUCCCCAGGAAUUGUGGUGAGGCUCGAUCUGACGACAUUCAGACGGCUAGACAACGUUACGCUGAAUGCCGGGGAGGAUUACCUCUAUUCUGCUGUUAUAAGUGGCGAUUACGCAUAUUUUGGGACAAACACUGCUCCAGGAAAAGUGAUAAAGAUCAGAAUGUAGGGUGGGUACUAUGUGACUGAGAAGCUUU
This is a messenger RNA of Nannochloropsis gaditana CCMP526, 256 nucleotides long. RefSeq lists its product as uncharacterized. The annotation marks the transcript as partial. The transcript has 3 exons. The record is from RefSeq and is a predicted model, not a curated record.